AUGUGGUUUAGUUUCACCAUCCAUCCAUCAAUAUACUUUCCCGCACAACUUCCAGGGCUUUUAUGCGAUGGCAAAUAUUUGGUUCCUCGGCGCCCCGCACUGGCCCUGGUAGAGAAAUCGAAGAAGAUCUGGACUGCACCUAUCAUGCUUCGUGGCGUUUUACUUUGCUGGAUUUCUCUACUUGGAUAUGCUUAUAGUGACCGAGAUCCUUUUGACAUGUUUUCCGACACCGUUUCCUCCAAAUUAUCGCCAGCAGUAACCAGUGAACCUCAUGCGCCGAUAGCACUAUCCGAGCCAGUUCUUUCACCCAUUGCUGUAACAUCGGAACCAACACAUCCUGUCACUGUUUCCAGCGCUAUCACUGCAGCCGAACACUAUAAAGAAUUGCAUCGUGUGCUGGUUCGAAUUUUUUGGAAUCGAAUACAGUUUGCCGAAACUAUCGCCCCGAACGGCAAGCAAGCAAUUCGUUUGCAGCUGAUUGCCUCCCUCGCACCGGAUGAUCUGAUCAAGUUGAAGCGCUAUUGCAGCUUUAACGAAACUGUUGCCAAAUCCGUCUCACCGGACAUUAUUAACUCCCUUUUCUCGCGACUUUUCCAGUCGGUUUCCGAAGCACCGGAUGCCUCGGCAAGUUUGUUUCGGUGGCCGCACUGGCUUCAUCAAAAGAACAUCAUCGGUAUCGGCUUACUGCUCAUCGUCCUUCUCAUUAUGGUAACCUUUAUGGGUGUGAGACGUUUUCUCUGGCUCAUUGUACCAUCGCUUGUCAUUACAGGUGUGCUACUGCAAUCACUAAUCAAGAAGUACCAUGAACGCUUAGCGGAAAAGAUGUCUGUUUUGUCAAAGUAUCGUAAUCCCCCUGAAGAGUGUAAACCUCCGCACUUGCAAUCUUGGUUUCUGCGGUUCUCGAAAAAGUUUUCCUUGUCACCCUCACAUGAUGAAUGUGCGCUUUACUACGAGCACGUCGUUACUGACACCUGGGUGAACACGAACUUCCUGGAAGCCUUUUGGGAGGCCGUUUUAGUUCCAUGCGUUUCCUUUGGUAAGAUGUUCGGAAAAUCUCUAGGUUUGUUCUACGCCAACUUAGUCACACAUGUCCCUGUUAUCGUCGCGAUUCCAAUGUCUGUGCUUUGCUUCACCGUCCUCAUAAUCACCAUUUUUGCUUUUUGGCGGUUUUUGCCAUCCCAUCCCCGUAAAAAUAACCUUGUUAAUAAGCGAAAACACAAAAAAUGUCUUAAGACGCAGCCAGCACCAUCGAUGAUUACCUCAGAGUGACAUAUCGUUCUUAUUUCGGACGUGAUUGUCUUUCAUGUAUAUUUUUAUAUCCCAUAUGUAAUGUCUCCUAUCGUCUUGCGGGUGAGAGGAAAAUGAUACAUACACUUCAAACAUCGUGCCGUUUUGUGUUGACCAUGAAUCACUGUUCAUCUCUGAUUAUACUUGCACAUAAAUCUUCUCAUUCCUA
Messenger RNA from Dicrocoelium dendriticum, 1456 nucleotides. NCBI's taxonomy places the organism in Eukaryota, Metazoa, Platyhelminthes, Trematoda, Plagiorchiida, Dicrocoeliidae. The record is from the annotation of a GenBank genome assembly.